Messenger RNA from Pocillopora damicornis (cauliflower coral), 2180 nucleotides. RefSeq lists its product as uncharacterized. NCBI's taxonomy places the organism in Eukaryota, Metazoa, Cnidaria, Anthozoa, Scleractinia, Pocilloporidae. The record is from RefSeq and is a predicted model, not a curated record.
ACCACAGGUAUCCCAGUAAAAAUAAAAACAUUACACAUAAAUUUCGGUUUCUUACACCUUUUCGUUUGCUUACACUUAGAUAUGACGUAAAACGUACCACCUUAAAUUUAACAUUUUACGACAAUUUGUGUAAAAGGAAGUCCACCCAACCUUGUUUGCGAGAAUCGGCUGUGAGCGACUGGAUCGGCUUGUUACUUAAAGAGCUAAUUUGUUUUUUCGAGUUUAAGUCUCUGCAUUACAUAAUGGCUGAUUUGGAAGCACUAGUUCGUGUGUUAUUCCAUGGCUUUCCAGUCUAUAAACGUUACGUAGAAUCUAUAAGGCAAAAGUAUGAAUUGAGACAUGAGCAUUACUCGACUGAUGAACUCCGCUAUGUCCUCACAGGAAGCUUCCGAGAAGGGUAUCCGGAUAUUAUUUUCAGUGAUGGCGACGUCAUGGUGAUGUUGAACCCUUCUACAGAGAUCUGGUCCUUGGAGACUCAAAUUAGAGUUAUGCAGCCUGUUAGUGAAGCGCCAGCCCACGUCAAGCUAAUCAUUCCUCCAGGUUGUAGGGAGCGCUUCGAAGAGAAAUACCCUACAAUUUCAACCUUCCUUGGUCUUGUCGAAGCCGAGCAAGAUUGUUGCUUUGUGUCAGCUGAGACUGCGAGAAAACUUAACGAGCGAGACUUUCUUCCUGAGUUUAUGGCUGACCAAAAGCCAAGUGCUAAGUGGACUGCUCCAUUAGCUGGCGCUGAGGACAAAAUUUCAGUUUCUUACACCUUUCGUUCGUCAUCGAAGGAUAUUCUGGAAGGAUCUGCGGAGUCCGACCGUGUACCAGCGAUCGAGUGCACUGGAUGGCCGACAAAUGCUUACGAAUGGAAAAUUAGACAGCCAAGAAACUGGCCCAGUGCUGAUGUGGUGGAAAAUAUCACCUCCAGUGGCUUUAUGAUUGUACCAAAGCCUUCCGACCUUUCAGGAGACAUCAGGAAGGAAUGGCGACUUUCGUUCUCGAACCCGGAAGCGGAACUUUUCAAGUGGUUUACAGAAGAGCAAUCCAAAGUUUACUACUUACUACGUUCGUUGUUUGCGAGGCACUUCAAGGAAAAACUAGGAGGAGUAUUAACUUCCUAUCACUUUAAAACAGUGAUGUUUUGGACACUCGAGGAAGAAGAUCCCAGCCUUUGGUCUGAGAAAAGUACCUUGAAUCUAUUGCUGCGAGUUCUUGAGAAGCUCUUACGAUUUAUUCAAGACGGGUUUUGUCCUCAUUUCUUCAUCCGCAAUCACAAUUUGUGUUACAAAACAUCGAAGGUUGCACUUGAAGAAGCUGCGACUGAAAUUGCUCUCUUUUUUCAGGAUCCUUUGGUUGCGUUUAGAAAGAUUGUAAACAAGACGUUUCUGGGGUUGAUACCUCGUCUUGAGUUUUUAACAGUGAAGGUUAAAGGAAGAUUAGAAAGGGAAAUUAUAGGCCUUCCCUCCUUCAUGAAUUUAGAAGGGCAUGGAGAUGUAGAGCUAAAGUGUUUGUGGGAGACCUUGGAAGAUACUGCCAUCUCUAUCAAAGUAUCUCCAGAUGGAGGUGCCCUACUCGAAGUGUACGUUGGUGCUCUUGCACAGGGUCACCAAUUUGCUUUGCCAGGGAUAACUGAGAGCGAACUUUCCAAGAUCAACGUUACUUUUGUGCAAGAAGAUUUCAUUGAGAUGGACAUAGCACAAAUGAAUCAGUCUUUGUUGUUGUGGCUUGAGCUGGGUAAGAUUUCUGUUGACCUCACUUCCAAAGGAACAAAUGACAAACUGUUUUCUUUCUUUUGCAAGGUCCAUACAUUUUUGAAAGAGCAGAAUGGCCCUUUUGAUGAGGAAGGAAAGGAAACUAUGGAUCUUAUCCAAGGUGUUUGUUGCAUUACGGGGACAUUCUUAGCUACGGUCAAUUUUGAUGCAAAGAACAUUUCAUAUCAACAGCUGCAUGAACUGGUUUGUGACUCACUUCCAAUCAAUGGGAAUAGUGCCCAGUCUCCUUGUAAAAUUAUUCUUGCUCUCUUUGUACUUAGUGGUGCAACCUGUAAGAUGGCAAAAAAUUUUCUAGAUUAGAAAGCUCAUUACUGCUAUUAUAAGUUGGGUGCUGUGUGGUAAAAAUUUGGUGAUGGAGUUUUGAACCUAAAAUUAUGAGGUUGUUACAAGAAAUAUUCCUCAUUUGUAGCAGUAAACAAAUCU